AUGCGCCUGUAUGAUAGAAGACCGAGACCUAGAGGAAGAGCAGAGAUUAGAGAGGCAAUACUUGAGGAAUGGGAUCUUAUUACUGAGGAGGACAUCAUCAGGUGUAUCAACAAUAUGCCAGAGUGGAUAGAGGCAGUCAUUGCUGCCAAUGGGGGUCAUACCAGGUGGUAA
Messenger RNA from Morchella sextelata, 171 nucleotides. RefSeq lists its product as uncharacterized. Gene Ontology annotation, molecular function: nucleic acid binding. Lineage: Eukaryota; Fungi; Ascomycota; Pezizomycetes; Pezizales; Morchellaceae. Bases 1 to 171 code for a protein of 56 amino acids. The record is from RefSeq and is a predicted model, not a curated record. The transcript has a single exon.